This is a messenger RNA of Drosophila bipectinata, 4339 nucleotides long. RefSeq lists its product as uncharacterized. Gene Ontology annotation, molecular function: ubiquitin protein ligase binding. Gene Ontology annotation, biological process: proteasome-mediated ubiquitin-dependent protein catabolic process; regulation of proteolysis. Gene Ontology annotation, cellular component: cytoplasm. The record is from RefSeq and is a predicted model, not a curated record. Lineage: Eukaryota; Metazoa; Arthropoda; Insecta; Diptera; Drosophilidae.
GACCGUGGCAGAGGCAGCAACAGCGGCAGCGCAGUUACAAAAACUCCCUACAACAAAUACAUACAUGCAAAGGACGGCAAUGGUGGCCAACAAAAAGCGUUAGAGCCACCAGGACAGGAGGACAACUCGGAGAAAAACGGGGUAAGGAUCCGAUUUGGCUCCCGAGUAGGAUCCUCGCAAGUGGGUAAGUGCCAGCUUGGGGAAAGUGCCACAACGGGCGAAGCCCACUGCAGUUCCCAGGUGCACAGGCACAGGCACAGACACAGGCACACGCGCACACGCAUGGUGGUGGCAUGCAGCAGGAUUAGGCAACAGAAAAACGGCUUCGGGACAGGACAGGAUGGCGCUGGUGCACACGUACCUGGGCACAUGGGAGAUUGUUUGCUGCACCUUCGAGGGAAAGCGGGAGCUGUCCGGCCUGGAGGGCAUUAAGUUCCGGCUGGACGACACCAGCGACAUCACCUGGUACAACGACCUGGUCAGCCCCCUGCCCGAGUCCAAGGACUGCGGCCCCUUCUGCGAGUCGGCGAGUGUCCUUUUCAGCUGCGAGACCUUCGAUGUCCACGAGACGAAUCCGCGCCUGGUCUUUGGCGCCUUUGCCGGCCACAGCAUUGAGUUUAGCACCAACACCCUCACCCCCACAGAUACCCUGGUGCUCAGCUGCGAGAACUGGUAUGCCGUGGAGUGCAAGCGCCUGCAGGACGGACAGGCCGCCGGCCAGGAGAAGCAGCUCAGCUUCGGCGAGGCCCUGCAGGAGUCCUACUUCAGCGACGUAGUGGUGAAGAGCUCCGGCGGAAUGGACUACGCCCUGCACGCCUCCAUUCUCCGGCUGAACGGCUUCGACUGCAGCAUGUGCGUGAACAGUGCCCCUUCCUCUGCCGCCGCGGCCGCCUCCGGGCGUCCUGCCCCGAGAUCCUGUCACAGCGGACCAAAUACACCCAACCCCAUUCGAAUCUCAGUGGCCCCCGCCUCCUCCGGCGACGGGGACGAGCAGCAGAAGUCGCUGCCUCGGCUGAACUUGUCGCCCAUCUACCUGCAGCCCCCGUGCGACUUCCAGACCCUGGCCGGAGCCCAGCGGGCGCACCAGUUCAGCAGCAGCUUCACCUGCCUCAGCAAUGGCAACGCCGAGGACGCGGAGGCUGUGAAUCGGACUGGACUGCUGGGCCUGGAGGGAAACGCCGGCGGCCUCUUUCGGGUGCCUCCUACAUCGCACUCGGACUCACACCUGGAGACCUCGCAGGCGCACUGCAAGAACAUCUUCAACUUUUGUCAGGAUCUCGUGCUCCAGCCCACGCCCACGCCAACACUGACGCCCCUGCUAGCUCCUGUCUCCGCCGGCGGCCUCACCGUCUGCGGCAUCCGAAGACCCCCGCUAUCGCCGUACCGCGCCCGUAGCCCCUCCCCGUUCCCCAGCUCCAUGGACACGCCGCCCUCCUCGCCACUGACUCCCGUGGGCGUCCUCUGCAACCUGCCUACGUUCCUGCUGAGCCCCAUCCUACACUGGCUCUACACCGAGUCCCUGCUACCGGACCUGGACGAGGACGUGUGCGAGAAGCUGAUCAGCUUCGCGGAGACCCAGCCCUCGCUCACCAAGCUGAUGGAGCCGACCCGCAAGUACCUGAGGCUGAUGCGGCUCAAGAAGUUUGUGGUCAAUGUUACCAUGGAUCUGCAUGGCAUCCUGAACCGGGUCAUCCAGUGCCUCGACCCCGUCAACAUCACCCACGAGCCGGCCCAGCUGUACACCACCUUCCAGGACGCUCUGAGGGAGUGCGCCAUAGGCUGCGCCAAGGUGCUCCAGUUCUGCAACAUCUUCAUCACCGACGCCACGCACAUGACCCGCUACCAGAAGAACGAGAUCGUCAAGUACAUCCGCACCCGCAUCCCGAUCUUCAUGUCGCAGAUCCAGCAGCUGCUCCGAAACGUGCUCGGGGUCUUUGUGGGCCUGAGCGUGGACGAGAAGGCGGAGCUGGUGACCUAUCUAGUACCUGAAAUCGAAUCAACCUUAUUUGUACUGACCGCUGUGAUAGAGGAAAUCAAAAAUUCACUGGAAAUCAUGUGCAAGGACCUCAAAUGCUCCCACUUGGACCUCCCGCUGCAGCAGCAGCAGGUGGACGACGCCAUCGUCAUGCAGCUCCAAUUCGCCGACGGCGGCGGUGGGGAACCGUCCCCACGUCCUCGACGCGGCGCCCCCGUGGGCCUUACGCUCUACGACAAUCUCGCGGAUAAGCAGCGACUCAGCUCGGCCGAGAACGACCUGAAGUUCGUGCUCUACAUGUACGAGGUGCGGAAGAUGCGCGACAUCUACGGACGGAUCGUGGCCGCUUUGGAGAUAAUCAAGGAUAAGAAGAGCACCUUCUGCGACAUGGACUUCCUGAGCAAGAGCAGUACGAUUAACCAGAACCUGGAGCAGCUUAUUGUGGACAUACCCGCCUACAUAUUCAUCGUGGAGAACCUGUCGGACCGCCUGGACGACAAGCUGGGCUGGAAGGAGUUCAAGUUCUGCUUCAAGUUGGCCACCAGUCAAAUAAACGGGGUCAUUGCCAAGCUGCUAGACCACAAGGCAGCCCUGCGGGACGCCAUCAGCCAGAUCUGCCAGUUGGUCCGCAAGCAGGAGUUCACCCAGGCCGUCGUCGAGCUGGGUCUUCUGGACGAGUCCAGCAGCCUCAUCAGCGAGAUGAAGGGUGGCCAGGUGGCCGACCACGAAAACAACCUCAACCAGGAGAUUAGCCCCGCGAAGGACACUCUGUAUGUGGAGCGGAAGCAGUAUUAUGACUACAAGAGCAUCAAGCUCAACCUCAUCCGGCAUCUCUGCGAGCCGCCGAUCGCGGCCAACAGCAACCUAUCGAAGAAUGCCCUGCGCCUCCUGCACUCCACCCAGCUGGCUGACAUGGAGUUCGAGGUGCACACCUACACCCCCGUUCCCCAGCAGGUACUUCCCUCGGGCGAAGGAGAUGUCAAGCAGGAUGCGGAGGUCAGCGCGUCCCCUGCUCCCUGCGCCCUUCAGGUGCACAGCUUCAAGGCCCACCGGGUCAUCGUGGCCGCGCGCUGCGAGUGGUUCAAGAAGGCUCUGAUGUCCGGCAUGCAGGAGUCCAUCAACCGGAAAGUAAUCAUCACCGACACUUCACCCGUCAUCUUCCGGCGGCUGCUGCUCUACCUGUACGGCGCCCCCAUCGACCGGACGGUGGGGGCGGAGCAGGUGUGCGAGCUGAUGCUUCUGGCGGAUCGCUACUCCAUCGACGAUCUGAAGGAACUCUGCGAGAACACCCUCUACUCCCUGAUCGACGAAGACUCCGUGGUCUGUCUGCUGGGCAUCGCGGACCGCUACAUGGCCACUGCCCUGAAGUCCAAGUGUCUCUCCUUCCUCUCGCAGCACGCCCAGCUGACCAAGUGCGAAAUAUUCAAGGAAUUGCCACAGACCCUUCAGCUCGAGGUGAUGGAUCUGAUACACUGGUUCGGUAGGGUCUCCGAGCCGUGGAACGACCGCGGCUUUAAGCCACGGAGCAGCUCCCGCCACAGCCUGAAGAGUCCUUCGAAGCCCCGAUCGCGGUCCCGCAAGUCAUCGCCCUCCUACAUGUGACGCCGACAAAGCGCCACCGAACACACGAAUGCCAACUUCUUGUGAUAAUUCUAGAAGACUUCGCUAACCAGGAAAUCCAGGAAUCCCCGAAUGGAAUUGUUUGGUAGUCAGUAAGAGGGUGCAGGAGAUGGAGUAGGAUCGGCAACAGGACUCAGACUCGGACUCGUAAGCGGAAUCGGAUCGGAAACGGAAACGGAAACGAGAGUUAUUAAAACAGGACCUGACUUUAGUGGGUUUUAUUUGAUUCACUAGUAGCUACAUAGAAUUUACGGAGUGCAUCCCACUUCUCCCCAAAAACAAUUGAUCCUUUUGCGAAGAUUGCAACCCUCUGCCCUCUUCCCAUCCCCCCCUGCAUGUUUGCGUUUAAGAUAGUAUAUAGGAAAGCGACGAAUCUUAACAGUGUAACGAGGCCAGAGUCUAAGGAUAGGCAGGAAUUAACAAGGAAGAGUCUCUUCGAUUCGACAUGAUUUGAUAUUUUGUACAAUGUAGUCUGAUUGGUAGGUAGAAUCUAAUCAUUUCCAAAUCUGAAAAUCUAAGAUCUGACAAGUUAUGUAGUUUUGUAUUGGGAAAUAGGCCAAAAAAUUUACACUAUACAUUAUAAACUGAUUUGUGUAUUUUGGAGCACACUGAAAACAAGUAAAAUUGAAAAUGCAACUCAAACACACACGUUUCUUAACGUAUUCAACCUAAUAUGUACGAAGUUAUGAGUUAUUGCCGCGGCAGGGCGAAGGUAUCGCGAGAGAAGCGUAUUUUUUCAUUCGA